GUCCAAUGCUAUUAGAAACCCUAACUCUAUUAUCAUUUCUUCCCUAUAUUUUGCUUUCUCUAUAGGAUUUCGCUACGAGAUAAGCAGCGGUUGCGGUCAGUCUUCGUCACCCCAUACUCUACCUGCAAAUAUGGCGACUCAAUUGAGCAAAAAACGAAAGUUUGUAGCAGAUGGUGUGUUCUUCGCUGAGCUGAACGAGGUCCUUACCAGGGAACUCGCAGAGGACGGUUACUCUGGCGUCGAAGUUAGGGUUACGCCUAUGCGUACAGAGAUCAUCAUCAGAGCCACCCGUACCCAAAACGUUCUCGGUGAGAAGGGAAGGAGGAUCAGGGAGUUGACAUCUCUUGUUCAGAAACGAUUCAAGUUCCCUGAAAACAGUGUUGAGCUUUAUGCUGAAAGAGUCAACAACAGAGGGCUAUGCGCCAUUGCUCAGGCUGAGUCUUUGCGUUACAAGCUUCUUGGAGGACUUGCAGUCCGCAGGGCUUGCUAUGGUGUUUUGAGGUUUGUUAUGGAAAAUGGAGCAAAAGGAUGUGAGGUUAUUGUUAGUGGAAAGCUUAGAGCUCAGAGGGCCAAGUCAAUGAAGUUCAAGGAUGGGUACAUGGUGUCAUCUGGUCAACCCGUGAAGGAGUACAUUGACUCUGCUGUGAGACAUGUGCUUCUUAGACAGGGUGUUCUUGGUAUCAAGGUGAAGAUCAUGCUUGAUUGGGAUCCUACUGGGAAGCUUGGGCCUAAAACUCCAUUACCUGAUAAUGUUAUAAUUCAUAUGCCUAAAGAUGAUGUAAUUGUGCAUCCACCAAAAGAGGUUGAGGAAUAUAGGCCACCAAUUGUUGCUGAUGAGCCAUUGCCUAUGCCCAUGUCAGUACCUGUUUAAGUCUUGAUCAAAAACAAGAUUAGAUGAAAUCUUUGUAUCCUUGUUGAGACUUCCUUAGUUGUGGAAGAUAAAUUUUCAGUCAGUAUGUUGAGUUUGUUUGGACAAGUGUUUUUGUUUUUGGACUGAUGUUGAAAUUGUUAAAUUUAUGGUUUUAUUGUUGAA
This is a messenger RNA of Lactuca sativa (garden lettuce), 1033 nucleotides long. Its product is annotated as small ribosomal subunit protein uS3z. NCBI's taxonomy places the organism in Eukaryota, Viridiplantae, Streptophyta, Magnoliopsida, Asterales, Asteraceae. Gene Ontology annotation, cellular component: nucleus; cytosolic small ribosomal subunit. The record is from RefSeq and is a predicted model, not a curated record. Gene Ontology annotation, molecular function: RNA binding; structural constituent of ribosome. Gene Ontology annotation, biological process: translation.